This is a messenger RNA of Aspergillus neoniger CBS 115656, 1274 nucleotides long. RefSeq lists its product as uncharacterized. Bases 1 to 1017 code for a protein of 338 amino acids. NCBI's taxonomy places the organism in Eukaryota, Fungi, Ascomycota, Eurotiomycetes, Eurotiales, Aspergillaceae. The transcript is spliced from 6 exons. The record is from RefSeq and is a predicted model, not a curated record.
AUGGGCAUCUACUUUCGAGAAAUGAAGGAGGGGGACCAUGGGUGGAAGGGAAAAAGAAAAAGGGAAAGCCACUACGCAGGCGCAUUGACCUUGUGCCCCCCUUUAUCCCUCCCCUGUAAGUCUCUAACCACGGGGGUAGGGUGCCUGUGCCUUGCCGACCAUACGAUAAGGAGGGGAAGAAUUUUCCAUGGGAAGAUGACCCCAGCGGCAGCAACUCAAGUCUAUGUUAUCAGGUCUCUCUCUCGCAACACACACACACACACCACACAGACAUUUUUCUCUUUGUGCAAGACGAUCGGUGGCUUGAACGAGGUCGUCCUCCGUGCUCUGUCUGUGGAGAGUGGAUACUCGAGGGAUAAUCAGACAGGUCUCCUAGUGUUAAUUUCCUGUGAGAGCAUUGAACAACAUCUGAACAGGUAUGGAGACGAAGGGUUAAGUGUCAGGGUCGCGAUGAUCCUUCAUCAUCGUGCCUCGACAUCAAAUGAUCGGGUAAAGGCAUCAAGCCAGGUAGAACCGAAUUCGGGUUGGCAUCAUGACUGUUGGGUGGCAUUGACCUUCACUGGGCUCAUUGGAGCUUGCCCGGUAAGUGGACACUGGACGGAAGAGAGAGGAGGGGGGGGGGGGGGGGUAAGAGCCAAGUGUCUGACUUGCGAGGACAGCUCGGACAAGGUGGUUCCCGUUGGGAUGUCGUGGGGUUGCGGUAUGUGGUAUUUACAUAGAACUAAGAAUAAUAAUGCUGGCCGUCAACCAUGGAAUGGGCGAGUGGAGCAAGAAGGCAGUCACGCGGCCGCCCAGUCGUGGUACCCUUACAUCCUCGUAAUCAUUGGUAUUCUUCCUCCUGUAUGUAUGGUAAUAUUUCGGGGAAUCCUCGCUUCUCUCGGUUUCACCCGUCGCUUCGAAGAGCUGCCAGAGAGGAUGCUUCAUUGCAAGUUGGGUGCCUGCUUGUCCACUAUGAGGUCACGGGCUUCUCCCCCCUCUCUUAGGCUACUACUACACUACUGUAUUCACAGUAACUAACUCUGACUGAGACUUAGCCUUACUUGCUUAGGUGGCCCCCUCUACUACCACUGUCGGACCUGACGUGCCUACCUACCUGAAUCGGCUGCCGAUUUCAUGCUAAGCCUCCUCAUCUGCCUAUCUUCAUACGGCGGAAGACUGAUCCCAAUCCUCAUCGGGCAGUGGACAACUGUCAUAAGUCAGGACCCAAAGAGAGAAAAAGGAAAGGGAAAGGGUUCGGCCGUGGUCCCAUCCGGUCACAAGCUCUUUCGCGCGCG